AUGGCUUUGUGGGAGGACUUCGAGACCAUCUUCUUCUUUAACAAGAAAUAUUCCUACGAUGCAAAGGUCGUCGAACAGAUCCUUGCCAACCGGCGGGCGCUCGAGAACCAGCUCUUUGCCGACCGCUUGCUAGGCCUGCUCGGUAUCAAAGGAGUAACCAAGGUGUAUCCGCCAAAGACCAAUGCCGAUCUGCGCUCUCUCGUGAAACACAUCGUGGAAUCGGCCCUCGAUAUCCACCACAAACAAGCUUUGAUCUAUUACCUCCUCAAAGACUGUCGCGCGGCCCCAGAUGCUGCUCAACAAUUUGCGCGCCGAUUCCAUCUACCAGAGAAGUACCGUCUCUUUAUUGAAGGUCUGUGGAAUUUAGACCGACUCGAGUUCAGACGAGCCAUCGAGUACCUGACCGAACCUUCUUUGAUCCCAACGUUUCCUGAUGAGAUCCUUUACACCUUAACCAUGACCCACCUCCCAAAACAGGACGACAGCCUGGCAAUCGCAUACUUCCUUACCGUGGCCCCCCCUCUUGCAACAGAGAAGGUCCAGCGCGCUUUCUUCGAAGCUCUGUGCCGGUCCAACGUCACAGAGGCAUUUUACUUUACCCGCAGGCACGAUGAAUCUCAUCGUCGUAGCUACUUUGCGCAGCUGGUGGAGCUCGUGCACAAGAACAAACCCGGACAGAGACGCAGCAAGCGCGCGAUGGAGCUUAUUGGCCUUCCAUUCGACGAGGACGAGGCACAGUGGUUCGAGGAGGUUCUGCUCCACGGGAAUGCUAGCUCUCUCCCCGGUGCGAAAGACACGGUGAUGAUGCGACGCCUUGCGACUGGCCGAUUGGACAGUUUGUCCCCCGAGCUCGAGUCACUCGGCGGGAAGAAGAUCGACGGGCUGAACUGGGACGAUUUGCGGGCGAGCAUGCGGCAUACACAGACGAUAUACCCAUCCAGUGGCGGUGGAGCCUUGGAAUGA
Penicillium lagena is the source of this 963-nucleotide messenger RNA. Its product is annotated as ELYS family protein. Lineage: Eukaryota; Fungi; Ascomycota; Eurotiomycetes; Eurotiales; Aspergillaceae. Bases 1 to 963 code for a protein of 320 amino acids. The record is from RefSeq and is a predicted model, not a curated record. The transcript is spliced from 3 exons.